UAACAACGUGCCGGUGGUGCAGCACCCCCACAUGAGCCACCUCCACCCGCUGCUGUCCUACAGCCCGGAGGCCUUCUCCCCCCAGAGAGCCUCGCCGGGCUUCUCUCCGGACGCAGGGAUGUCGAGGACGCCCUGCUACCCGGUCUCUCCAGGAGGCAUGGCUCAGAUCCCGCACCCCCUCGGAUGGCUGCAGGGACAGGCGAUGUAUCCCAUCGCUGGAGGCUUCUCACCGGCCGCGCUGGCCAUGAACGCGUCCAUGUCGGGCCUGAUGUCGGGGAACUUCUCUCCACGGUUGGUGCCGACCUCCCAGUCGUCCAUCCCGCACCCGGCCAUCGUCCCGCGGGAGGUGAAGCAGGAGCCUGCAGGCAGCAGCCAGCCAGGAAGCGCUGACGUCCAUCAGGAGAAAGAAGACGAGAGGAAGCCGCACAUCAAGAAGCCGCUGAACGCGUUCAUGUUGUACAUGAGGGAGGAGCGGCCCAAAGUGGUCGCGCAGUGCAAAGUUAAAGAGAGCGCCACCAUCAACCAGAUCCUGGGACAGAGGGUCAGUCUCUCAGCGCGUCUGCAGACUGUUGCAUGUCCCACUAUGGGAACCCUUUCUAAAGAAGACAGCCACACGAGUGUGUUUUGGGAGCGUAGGUGUGUCAGCAGAAAGAAUGUAAACAUGAGGGAGAGGACCAGCGUUGAACUGCGUUAUCUCACCUGUUAUCAGAGGUGCAAAUGUGAGGCUCAGCAGCAACAUCCUGCACACAAAGACUGCACCGGUGUCGUGUGUGAAGAUUACCUGCCGUUUCAGUGGCCUCUGCUCGACGUCCCGGGACGAGCAUCAAUCAGAGACUCUGCUACUCCGACGCACCUGCUCAGACCAGGAGAAGAUGAUCAGAGAUGCAGCCCAGAGGCCCAUGAUCCCUCUGGAGGAACUGCAGAGAACUACAGCUGA
Molecule: messenger RNA, 937 nt
Organism: Etheostoma cragini (Arkansas darter)
Lineage: Eukaryota; Metazoa; Chordata; Actinopteri; Perciformes; Percidae
Product: transcription factor 7-like 1-D
Exons: 9
Coding region: 32-937 (301 amino acids)
Biological process (GO): regulation of transcription by RNA polymerase II; canonical Wnt signaling pathway
Cellular component (GO): catenin-TCF7L2 complex; beta-catenin-TCF complex
Molecular function (GO): RNA polymerase II cis-regulatory region sequence-specific DNA binding; DNA-binding transcription factor activity, RNA polymerase II-specific
Source: RefSeq, a predicted model, not a curated record